Molecule: messenger RNA, 792 nt
Organism: Setaria italica (foxtail millet)
Lineage: Eukaryota; Viridiplantae; Streptophyta; Magnoliopsida; Poales; Poaceae
Product: LOB domain-containing protein 12
Exons: 2
Coding region: 48-671 (207 amino acids)
Source: RefSeq, a predicted model, not a curated record
UUCAUUGCUCGAUCGCUCUGAAGCCCUCCCUGUCAGGCCUGGUUGCCAUGGCCGGGAGCGGAAGCAGCAGCGGGAGUGGGAGCAGCAGCUCGCCGCCGUGCGCGUCGUGCAAGCUGCUACGGCGGCGGUGUACCCAGGAGUGCGUGUUCGCGCCCUACUUCCCCCCUGAGGAUCCUCACAAGUUCGCCAUCGUCCACAAGGUCUUUGGCGCCAGCAAUGUCAGCAAGAUGCUCCAGGAGCUGCCUGCUCAGCAGAGGGCAGAUGCGGUAAGCAGCCUGGUGUACGAGGCCAACGCACGGAUGAGGGACCCUGUCUACGGCUGCGUCGGUGCCAUCUCCUACCUCCAGCAGCAAGUCUCACAACUCCAGAUGCAGCUCGCCCUCGCCAAGGCUGAGAUCCUCUGCGUCCAGAUGCAGCACGAUGGCCAUGCAACUGUUUCGUCACCACCAUCAGCAGCAUCGCAACAACUCGAGCGAAAACAGCAGCAGCUCAUGGAAUGCGAGGCGUAUGGUAGCCUGCUCAUGCAAAAUGGCCUGAUGAACACGUCGUUCAACAGCACUGCCGCCGCUCAUCAGCAGCAGCAGAUGCUGGCCGGCAGCUUAGGUUCCGCGGGGAACACUGCAAUGAUGCUGCAGGAGGCGUGCCUCAAGAAAGAGUCUCUAUGGACAUGAAUUAUAUGCAUUACUUCCAUUCGUCGAUAAGAAAACCUUGUCUCUGUCCACUUCUGUAAUUUUCCAAAAAAUAUCACCAUAAUCUGGCCAUGCAUGAUUCCUAAUGAAAGAUUAAGAGUUA